CACCAGCUACUCCCGCCCUUCUUCCGCGUCGCGGCGCCAUAAUCCGAGAUCUGACCCCCCUUCCGCCCCCAAAAUUCAUCACAUCAAACACCUCCCGUGUCUCCCGGGGCACCCACCUCCCGAGCUUCCUCCUCAUUUCACACCCCACUUCUCCCGCCCUUCCUCGAGCGCGUCUCCAUGGCCAAGAAAGGCGCCGGCGGUGAGGAGAGCGUGGUCGUGCCGGGGCAGACGGAGGAGGCCAAGCAAGGCCCUCCCCGGAAGCGCAACCCGUGCCCCGGAAUCCGCUGCGUCGGCGGCCGGAUCUAUGACCCGGAGAACGGGAAGACCUGCCACCAGUGUCGCCAGAAGACGAUGGACUUCUCGGUGGCUUGCACGCAGCCCCGGAAGAAGGGGCUUUGUCCAAUCCACUUCUGCCACAAGUGCCUCCUCAACAGGUAUGGUGAGAACGCCGAGGAUAUGACCAAGGAGGCGGGCUGGACCUGCCCCAAAUGCAGGGGCAUCUGCAACUGCAGCUUCUGCAGAAAGAAGAAAGGGGAGACGCCUACAGGAAUACUGGCCCAUGCUGCCAAGGCGUCAGGGCACUCGUCCGUCCAUGAUUUGCUGAUAAAGGGCUCCGACAUGGUGGUUGCUGCACAGACGCUGUCCUCGCUCCCUAAGAAGAUCAAGAAGGAACGCAAGGAGGGCAGCUUAAAGAGGGCGCUAGGGACAGAUGAUGCUAACGGUGGAUUGUUCGCUGAAGGGGAUGAGAAUAUUAAGACUGAUCUCAAUGCACUUCCUUCAGUUCCUAUCAAAAAGAAGCUGAAGAAGAUCAAGAAGGAACACAAGGAGGGCAACAUAAAGAAGGUGCCAGGGACAGGCGAUGCUACUGAUGGACUGUUGACUGAAGGGGAUGAGAAUACAAACACUGAUCUCAAUGCAUUUCCUUCAGUUCCUACCAACAAGGAGCUGAAGAAGAUCAAGAAGGAACGCAAGAAGGGCAACAUAAAGAAGGCCCUAGGGACAGAUGAUGGUACUGAUGGAUUGUUGGCUGAAGGGGGUGAGAAUGCAAGGACUGAUCUCAAUGCAGUUCCUUCAGUUCAUACCGACAAGGAGCUGAAGAAGAUCAAGAAGGAACGCAAGAAGGGCAACAUAAAGAGGGCCCUAGGGACAGAUGAUGGUACUGAUGGAUUGUUGGCUCAAGGGGAUGACAAUACAGGGACUGAUCUCAAUGCACUUCCUCCAGUUCCCAUCAGCAAGAAGCUGAAAAAGGGCAACCACAUGGUAAAUGAAAUGACUGCUGAUGAAAAGUGCCCUGUUGAAAUUAAGGGCGAACUUCACAUUAGGAAUGAGAGCACUGAUGUCCCAGAGACCAAAAUUGAGCUACCCAUAGGUACUCCAGUCACUGACAUUGCAGGGGCUGAGCUGGAGGUUGAUGAUGUUGGGUCUGCACUUCAGUUUCAUGAAUUCUGCCGCACAUUUGCAGAGGUGCUUAAAAUAAGAAAGGGACAGCCAGAAAAAAUUCUUCAAGUCAUCACUGGAGGAGGCCGUAUCGGGCGAGAGGUGCCUUCAGUUGUUGCUGACCUUCACAUUAGUUUGUUAUCUGUCAUCCAAGAAGACAGAGAAGAGAACCCUUCGGACUAUUCAAGGAAUGGUGAUGCUUGGAUAAUUGAUACUGGGAAAUAUAUUAGUGAAUCCACAGUUAUCUCGAAGGAACUGCCUCUUGAUUGUUUAAGUCAAGGGGUAUUAGGAUAUAAAAAAUUGAGCCCUUCUUUAAAGCUGCAUGUGCUGAAUUUUCUGUGUGAUGAGGCCCUUUCUACUACAACAUUAAAGAACUGGGUUCUCAAACAGCAUGAAAGUGCAACUGAGAGAAAGGUUGCUGCAAGGGAAAAAUUCCGUGCUGUCAAAGAAAAGGAAAAGGAGCUUAAAGAAAAACUAACAAUUAAGAUGGCUAAACCAAGGUUUUUGAGAAAUGGAGCAGAAAUUAAUAGUCUUGUUUCUCAAAUUAAGGAGGCAUAUGAAGACAAGAAGGCAGUAAUAGAUGAGGAGAAGCUGGGAGGUCUAGUUAGGAAAAAGCCUGUCAGGAUAGACGAAGGGGUUGCGUACUGGAAGCUGGAUGGUUAUUGUGAUAAGACAGCAAUAAUGCGCCAAGAGUUUGACGCAACAGAGAACACUGACAAGUGGUUUAUGUUCACCGAGGAAGAAGAAAAAGUAAUCAAAGGUCAUGUAGCCCCAAGGCCCCAGUUGAAGCGCAAAAACAAAAAACAUACCUUGGCUGGGCACAAUGCUCUACCGAUCUCAAGCUCCAUGAAAACUCAGACUCCUGUUUCAGCUGUUUGAAGGUGGAUGAGCUAUGCUAGCUGAGGAAUGGGGCGCUGCAGAGGAUAUAAGUGGCUGAGCUUUGCUGUAGGGAAGUUAUGCAACUGCAGAAGAGCCAACAACUAUCUGAAGAUGCAGUGACAGCAUUCUAUUCCCUGGGUCAUGCCAUGUUUUGUCUGGAUUGGAACUUUGGAAGUUAUUAUUUUUACGUCGCAAUUGUUCUGUACAUGUUAUUACUAGUUUAAGGGAAGGUUUCUAUGAAACAUCCAUUGCAUUGGUCUGAACAAUCAUCGUUUGAAUGUUGUCACUAUGGUUGUAUAAUCAAUCUUCCUGUAGCAUGCAUGUACCAACAAAUUGACUUCACUGUACUGUAUCUGGUGAUCAUGUUACUCAUAUGCUCCUACUCUUUUAUGGUCAUCUUAUGCUACUCUGGAUGAGAGCUGUGUA
This is a messenger RNA of Triticum dicoccoides, 2742 nucleotides long. RefSeq lists its product as uncharacterized. Gene Ontology annotation, biological process: regulation of DNA-templated transcription. Bases 178 to 2316 code for a protein of 712 amino acids. Gene Ontology annotation, cellular component: nucleus. The record is from RefSeq and is a predicted model, not a curated record. The transcript has 16 exons. Lineage: Eukaryota; Viridiplantae; Streptophyta; Magnoliopsida; Poales; Poaceae.